Molecule: messenger RNA, 1118 nt
Organism: Neomonachus schauinslandi (Hawaiian monk seal)
Lineage: Eukaryota; Metazoa; Chordata; Mammalia; Carnivora; Phocidae
Gene: WASHC3
Product: WASH complex subunit 3
Exons: 7
Coding region: 365-949 (194 amino acids)
Biological process (GO): actin filament polymerization; exocytosis
Cellular component (GO): WASH complex
Source: RefSeq, a predicted model, not a curated record
GCUAUUUAGAUAAUAGAGAGGGGUAAGCAGGGAUAACCUCAACCGGACUCAGUGUUUCCUUUUUUUUUUUUUUUUUUUUUUGCCCCCUUUUUAAGACUUUACUGCUAAAACCGCAGCCUUGCCCCCCCCCGCGCCUCUGCGUCUGAUGUCACAAUCCAGACGAACUACCAAUCCCAGAAUGCCGUGCAAAGAGGCGGGUUCUACGGGAGCAGCCGAGUGAUUGGCGAGCGGAGGCGUUUCCUUCCGGUGGGAAGGGCGUCGGAGGCGGGGACUAGGGGAGGUGUUUGGACAUUAUUACCGGGUUGGGCGGGCCCCGUCUGGGAGGGUUUGUGGGUGAGCCCUGGGUCCCCCGCCCGCUGAGGAGAUGGAUGAGGACGGGCUUCCUCUCAUGGGGUCAGGCAUAGACCUGACCAAGGUGCCAGCUAUUCAACAGAAAAGAACGGUGGCAUUUCUAAACCAGUUUGUGGUGCACACUGUACAGUUCCUCAACCGCUUUUCUACAGUUUGUGAGGAGAAACUGGCAGACCUUUCUCUUCGUAUCCAGCAAAUUGAAACAACUCUCAAUAUUUUAGAUGCAAAGUUGUCAUCUAUCCCAGGCCUAGAUGAUGUCACAUUUGAAGUAUCUCCUGUAAGUGUCACUGGUAUCACAGAAGAAUCACAUUCUGAAACCACUUCAGAGAAAUCACAGCAGAACAGUUUACAAGACUCUGGACCACAGGAAAGUGAAGUAACACCAGAAAAUAUCUUAACUGUAGCCAAGGAUCCAAGAUAUGCCAGAUAUCUCAAAAUGGUUCAAGUGGGUGUUCCAGUGAUGGCAAUAAGAAACAAAAUGAUAUCGGAAGGACUAGACCCAGAUCUUCUUGAGAGGCCAGAUGCUCCAGUGCCUGAUGGUGAAGGUGAAAAAAAUACAGAAGAAAGUUCAGACAGUGAAUCUUCUUUUAGUGACUAAGCUUAAUUUUGAUAACAGUUACAUAUACAUGUGUAGGUAUACAUUUACAUUCUAUAAGAAAGAGAACCUGAACUUGAACUCUAGUCAUAAAAACAUCAACUGGCCAUAUAUCCACCGCCAAACCUCCUCUAUGUUAAAAAAAUAAAAAUAAAGCGUUUAUAACCUGGCA